Messenger RNA from Brassica rapa (field mustard), 1782 nucleotides. Its product is annotated as putative F-box/LRR-repeat protein 19. NCBI's taxonomy places the organism in Eukaryota, Viridiplantae, Streptophyta, Magnoliopsida, Brassicales, Brassicaceae. Gene Ontology annotation, molecular function: protein binding. The record is from RefSeq and is a predicted model, not a curated record.
AAACAAACCUCUAUAUUAAUAAAGUAAUAAGAAACCUAAACAAUAAAAUUAAAGAGUUAUAAAAUACAUAACACUAAAAUAUAAAUUGUAUAUUUAAAUUUAUAUAAUAAUAUCAAAAUUAAAUAUUUAUAAAAUGAAAAUAUACCCGCACGGUGUGCGGGAUAAACUAUAGUUAUAUGUUAGUUUGACUUUGAUAUAAUACUUUCGUUUGGCAAAAUGAAUUUACACGUUACGACCAUUUGGAUGAUACAACUACUUGCUCUACAUUUAGAUUAAUAAAUAUGCGACAACGUGUAACGGACUACUAUUGUGUCUUGUAUAAUUCAUGCUGCGAAACUAAUCAGUUAAAUGAGAUUUGUUUUUAGGAACAGAUGCGGAAGUACCACCAACAUCUAUUAUAUCUAAUACUUUGUGUAGUUUUCAAAAUGCAACUGCUUACAUGCACGUAGUGUAAACAAACUAAUUUAGUAUUAUUUGGAAUUUAAAAUGAUUUGACUUAUGAAUAUUUAAUAAUUUUAUAAAGAAACUGUUAUGAUUCCUUGUUGAAAUUUUCAAAAUAGUACUUGGAACCACGUAUUUAAGAUGUUAUUUGUGAAUGUCAAAUCAACAUUCAGCUGAAAAAUCCUAACAAUUGACAUUUCAGCUCGAGGCAAAUCCAAACAUUUGGACAUUUCAUCUCGAGGCGAAGACUGUUCAAAAGGUAACUUGGGACACAAGAAUUCUAACAGCUAGCUAAGUUAACAAGAUUUUAUUUAUCUUCUUCUUCCUCUUCUAAGUUGUUGUACGUACAAAGUGGUUAUGGGAUGGGAACUUGGUCCUGACUGGACGGAGUUGACUCAAGAAUGUCUCCUCGACAUCUUCUCACGGCUGAGCCUAGAAGAAAGAUGGACCGGACCGAUGUUCGUCUGCAAGACUUGGAUGAACGGGUGCCAAGACCCGUCGCUCAACUUGGUCUUCGAUCUCGAAACCAAAUUCCAGUCUCUCCCUGGUUCUCUCAGCUGUUGGUGGAGUCCCGAGUUCGAGGACAAAAUAGAUUCUGUCCUCCGGUCUGUUGUUAAUCGGAGCGAAGGCGGUCUAAAGGAGGUUCGAAUCAGACAUUGUACGGAUAGCUCUAUCUCGUACGUCGCCGAGAGGUGUCCUAAUCUCGAGGUACUUUCGGUUAAGUAUUGCCCUAAGGUUACAGAUGACUCGAUGUUGAAGAUAGCUUUAAUGUGCCCUAAUCUCAAAGAACUUGAUAUUAGCUUCUCCUACAAAAUAUCUUGUGUGUGUGUGGAUAUGGUUGGCAAGAACUGCAAGAACAUUCAGACUUUUAAACGGAAUUUGAUGGAUCCAGCCGAGGUCAUGAAAUCUGUGCCUAGUAACUAUAUGGAAGACCCAUCUAUCUUCUUGAUCUAUGGGAAUAUUGAUGCUUAUGUAAUUGGGAAACACAUGCAUCAGCUGAAGCACCUGGAACUUCGAUUCUCCACUUUGUCUGAUAAUGGUCUUGCCCAACUUUGUGAAGGAUGUUUGAAUCUAGAGUAUCUGGACUUGUUUGGGUGUAGUAAGUUGACUAACGAUGGUGUUACUAACAGUAUCUCAAACUUAAAGCAUUUGAAGGUGAUCAAGAUACCAAGUUUCCCAGCCUUUACUAUUUGAUCAAGUUUGUUGCUACGUUUUUGUUUUCUUGUAUUUUAUUUUGUAAUUUUCGUGUGGCAACAACUGACAAACUCAACAAAAGAAUUGUUAGGCUCUAUGCUCAUAUUUUAAAUCCAUAUGAAAAUAAUUAUCUUAUAUUAUUUUCUC